GGCCGGACGGGGUUGAGCGGGGCCGAACGGGUCCGGACGGGGCCGGACGGGGCGCCAUGGCCGGCAGGGCCCGCGGUGGCGGCGGCGAGGCGCUGCGGGUGGUGGCGCGGUGCCGGCCGCUGAGCCGGCGGGAGGAGGCGGCGGGCUGCGAGCGCAUCGUGGAGCUGGAGGCCGGGCUGGGCCGCGUGAGCAUCCGCAACCCCCGCGCGGCGCCCGGCGAGCCGCCCAAGACCUUCACGUUCGACGCCGUCUACGACGCCGGGUCGCGGCAGGCCGAGCUGUACGACGAGAGCGUGCGGCCGCUGGUGGACGCGGUGCUGCGGGGCUUCAACGGCACCGUGCUGGCCUACGGGCAGACGGGCACCGGCAAGACCUACACCAUGCAGGGCUCGUGGGCCGAGCCGGAGAAGCGCGGCGUCAUCCCCAGCGCCUUCGAGCACAUCUUCACGCACAUCUCGCGCUCGCAGAACCAGCAGUACCUGGUGCGCGCCUCCUACCUGGAGAUCUACCAGGAGGAGAUCCGCGACCUGCUGGCCAAGGACCCCGGCAAGAAGCUGGAGCUGAAGGAGAGCCCCGAGACGGGGGUGUACAUCAAGGACCUCUCCUCCUUCGUCACCAAGAACGUCAAGGAGAUCGAGCACGUGAUGAACCUGGGCAGCCAGGCGCGCGCCGUGGGCAGCACCAACAUGAACGAGUACAGCUCGCGCUCCCACGCCAUCUUCCUCAUCACCGUCGAGUGCAGCGAGACGGGGCCCGACGGCGAGGAGCACAUCCGCGUGGGCAAGCUCAACCUGGUGGACCUGGCCGGCAGCGAGCGCCAGGGCAAAAUGGGCGCCCACGGCGAGCGCCCCAAGGAGGCGUCCAAGAUCAACCUCUCCCUCUCCGCCCUGGGCAACGUCAUCUCCGCCCUCGUGGACGGCCGGAGCACGCACAUCCCCUACAGGGACUCCAAGCUCACCCGCCUGCUGCAGGACUCCCUGGGGGGCAAUGCCAAGACCAUCAUGGUGGCCACCCUGGGCCCGGCCUCCCACAGCUACGACGAGAGCCUCUCCACCCUCAGGUUCGCCAACAGGGCCAAGAACAUCAAGAACAAGCCCCGGGUAAACGAGGACCCCAAGGACACGUUGCUGCGGGAGUUUCAGGAGGAGAUCGUCCGGCUGAAGGCCCAGCUGGAGAAACGCGGCAUGCUUGGCAAGAAGAGGAGAAGGAGCAGUCGGAGGAAGAAGGCGGUGGACGGAGAAAGCGCCACGGAGAACGAAGGGGAGGACGACAACGAGGACGGCCUGGAGAAGAACAUGGAGAACUACCUGAAGGAGCAGAAGGAGAGGCUGGAAGAGGAGAAAGCCGCUAUCCAGGACGACCACAGCCUGGUGAGCGAGGAGAAGCAGAAGCUGCUGGAGGAGAAGGAGAAGAUGAUAGAGGACCUGCGGAAGGAGCAGGAGGCCACGGAGCUGCUGGCCACCAAGUACAAGGCCAUGGAGAGCAAGCUGCUGAUCGGCGGCAGGACCAUCAUGGACCACACCAACGAGCAGCAGAAGAUGCUGGAGCUGAAGCGGCAGGAGAUAGCCGAGCAGAAACGCCGCGAGAGGGAGAUGCAGCAGGAGAUGCUGCUGCGGGACGAGGAGACCAUGGAGCUGCGGGAGACGUACACGUCGCUGCAGCAGGAGGUGGAGAUCAAAACCAAGAAGCUGAAGAAGCUGUACGCCAAGCUGCAGGCGGUGAAGGCGGAGAUCCAGGACCAGCACGACGAGUACAUCCGCGUGCGGCAGGACCUGGAGGAGGCGCAGAACGAGCAGACGCGGGAGCUGAAGCUCAAGUACCUGAUCAUCGAGAACUUCAUCCCGCCGGAGGAGAAGAACAAGAUCGUGAACCGCCUGUACUUCGACUGCGAGGAGGACCAGUGGAAGUUCCAGCCGCUGGUGCCGGCCGGCGGGUGCGUGCGGCUCCCCGCCAGCUGGGGCGAGGAGCGGGGAAGCAGCAGCCAGAUGAAGAAGAGGCCCACCUCUGCCGUGGGGUACAAGAGACCCAUCAGCCAGUACGCCCGCGUGGCCAUGGCCAUGGGCUCUCAUCCGCGGUACCGGGCUGAGAACAUCAUGUUCUUGGAGCUGGACCUCUCCCCUCCGGCCGUGUUUGAGUUUGAGCGGAGCAGGGACCCAGCCGAGCAGGACCCGCGGGCUCUGCACCUGGAGAGGCUGAUGCACCUCGACAGCCUCCUGGAGCGGCCGGCGGCCUCCCGGGUGAGGAAGUCCCGCUCCUGGUGCCAGACGCCGCGGUCGCUGCCGUCCUCCACCACGCACGUCGCCCUCGCCGCCGGUUCCCCGCGCGCCUCCACGACGCCGGCGCAGGAGUGACCGCCCCAACCGCCCCCCCCCCCCGCGAGGACUGUGCCCGUCGGCGGCUGCCUCCAGCGCCGGGGCCCAGGAACGGCCCCGCCGGCAGCACCUCCACCGCUCCCAGUUCGUCUUUGUCUUCAGCUACUUUGGUGUGCGCCUGUGUUUGUGUGAGACGCUCGUGAGCAGCCCCCUCCCACCCCGGGGCGAUGGGAGCUGCCCCUUUCCUUCCUCCCCCCCACCCCCGGCCCCCCCAGUCUGGAUCUGUCACUUUAUUUAUUUAACGUAUUUAUUUAUGGAGUGGUUGGUGAGCAGAGUCAGGAGGCGCGUUGGCGCUGCGGGACGCCCGAGGCUGGCACCGCGCGGGUCCCUUCGCUGGGACGCGGGGCCCCGAGCCCCCUGAGCCCCCCGCCCCGCGGCCCCCACGGCUUUGGCACGGGGCGAGGCAGCUCCGGACCCUCCCCGCUGCGCUCGCUGGAUCCCACGGAGCUUGCCCUACGGUCUGUGCUGCGGGUCGUGGCAACGUCUGCAAGGUUUCGGAGACUUCCCGGUGGCAGACCCUUACGCUGGGCUUUCCGGAGACCACGGGGGACUCUCCAGGCUGCAUCGACACCGGUGGCAGCGGCGAUGUCUCGCUGACUUCUGCACGUGGCUGUCCCUCCACGAUGCCAGCUCCAUCCACCACGAAGGCCUACGAGCUGACCAAAGCAAGUCAGUCCCGGCUUUGUCCGCCUGUGCCACCCUCCGGAGCUGGCUGGCCCGGUCCUGCGUGGUUGUCUGACACCCGGCUUGCUCCAGUCCCUGACCCUGUGCUUGAGUAACUCCUCAGAGCAAGGACAGGAGGUGGGAAGCUCCGUCCCCUUCCACCCAGCUCUCCCCAGGAGCCACGUAGUCUGAGGAGCGGUAUUGCCUGAGUGAAACCCACGCGACGGUGCCCACUGUCCUGGCAACUAAAGGCAACGCAGCCCAAAAUGGUGAUGCCUGCAGGAGUGACUUCAGCACAGCUCUCCUCUGGGCUGGAAAUGCUGCAUGGGCGCCUGGGGAACGCUUCUGGUCGUUCUGUGGGUGGUGGAGGGAGAGCUAAUGGAUGUGAGACGGGUAAUGGAUGGGUAAGUGAGCAGCAAGCAGCAGGGCUCCUCCGCCCGGCACAGCAAUCUGAAACCCAUCCCAGGCAGCAGCACGGAGUUGCCAGGACGUCAUUCGGUGUCCCUGAAUGGUUCAGCUUUGGGCAGUAGGAUUGGAGACGGGUCCGGGACCAUUUCUGUGCCAGGGCAGCAGCUCGGGCACAGAAAACCGUGGUUUAUCUGGGACGGUUUUCAGAUGUGCAGAGGUGGGGGAGGUGGAGCUGAGUUACAGGGUCCCGAUGGACGGGGGAGCGACCCCCUGGCGCACCAGGAGGAUGUGGGUCGGCUGAAGCCAGUCCUGAAGCCAGAAGGGAUGGGGCACUGGCAUGGAGGGGAAACCUCAGCUGCAGCUGCUUGGGACCAAGUGCCACCCCUCGGGAGAGGCCCCGCAGCCGCGCGGCCAGGCUGGGGUGCGCGAACCUUCGUGCUCUUCCCCCGACCCGUCCUCUGCUCUGCUGCGGGGCCUUCUCCCGUUGCCCCGUGGCACUGUCCUGCUUUGUGUUAACUGAUCCGUGCUUCUGCUGCCGUCAUCCCUUCUCUGCCUGUGUCCCAUGACGCCCCUAGGGAGUCUUGGCCCCUCUCUGCCAGCCCGCAGGGCAGUCACCGUGCUCUUCGGGGAAGCCGAGAAGGCUGGCGAGUCCUGGCUCCUGCAGACGCCCACGGUAUUUAGAAGAACCACACGAUGCUGCUUGGGGCAGGAUGGUGAAAUGCCUUCUUUCAGUUUGAAUACAAACUUGCCUUGAA
This is a messenger RNA of Cygnus olor (mute swan), 4198 nucleotides long. It is a transcript of the gene KIF3C, whose product is annotated as kinesin family member 3C. The record is from RefSeq and is a predicted model, not a curated record. Gene Ontology annotation, molecular function: ATP binding; microtubule binding; microtubule motor activity. Gene Ontology annotation, biological process: microtubule-based movement. The transcript is spliced from 8 exons. NCBI's taxonomy places the organism in Eukaryota, Metazoa, Chordata, Aves, Anseriformes, Anatidae. The coding region runs from base 57 to 2351 and encodes 764 amino acids.